CCGCGUGCCUCGCCCUUGAGCGGUGUAGCGUAGCGGGCACAACCGGGGUGCGCCUGGCGGCCGCGCGCGCGCAUGCGUCCUUUCUUGAAGUCGGGAGAGGAGCCUCAGAGACUUUCAAAGAUGUCAACUCAAGGCCAUACCUGGGCCCGACAGGUGAAGAAGGAGGAUGAGGAAGAGGACCCUCUGGACCAGCUGAUCUCCCGAUCUGGCUGUGCUGCUUUCCACUAUGCAGUGCAGGAGUGCAUGGCCCAGCACCAGGACUGGCGACAGUGCCAGCCACAGGUGCAGGCCUUCAGGGACUGCAUGAGUGAACAGCAGGCAAGGCGGCGGGAGGAGCUGCAGAGGAGGAAAGAGCAAGCAAGUGCCCACCGCUGAGACCCCAAACCACCUAUCUCCAGAGGAUGGCCCUGCAGAAACUAGUACCCAGAGAGAUCAUGGGGGGAAGAAACCCUUAAUGGUGGAAGUGUGGGCCAAGAGGUGUAAAACUAAGGAUAGUCUUUGGGAUUGGGGUUGAGAGCCAGGCAGCAAUGGGUUUGGACAUGACUGCCAUAAAGAGCUGUCAUAUUUUCAUGAUGAGAUCCCACACAUCAUCAUCCAUCUUGUUUCACCACUAUUAAAUAGUGACCAAUAUUUGCCAAGUAAAACAAAGAGUGGAGUUAAGGGAUGCUCUCCCACCCUACAUCUUGGGUCAGUGUGCCAAGUACUGAGCUGAAUACAUGGACAUUUAAUUUUAAAAAUAAAUUCACAAUCUAAAGAUAAAUUGGUUCCCUAA
This is a messenger RNA of Diceros bicornis minor, 772 nucleotides long. RefSeq names its product cytochrome c oxidase assembly factor 4 homolog, mitochondrial. The coding region runs from base 73 to 375 and encodes 100 amino acids. The transcript is spliced from 2 exons. Gene Ontology annotation, cellular component: mitochondrial intermembrane space. Gene Ontology annotation, biological process: mitochondrial respiratory chain complex IV assembly. The record is from RefSeq and is a predicted model, not a curated record. Lineage: Eukaryota; Metazoa; Chordata; Mammalia; Perissodactyla; Rhinocerotidae.